Salvia hispanica is the source of this 1693-nucleotide messenger RNA. It is a transcript of the gene SKIP16, whose product is annotated as SKP1/ASK-interacting protein 16. Lineage: Eukaryota; Viridiplantae; Streptophyta; Magnoliopsida; Lamiales; Lamiaceae. Gene Ontology annotation, molecular function: protein binding. The record is from RefSeq and is a predicted model, not a curated record.
UGUGUGAAUUGCGACAUGAACACGACCAGAACCAGGCCCUCAAUUAAAAUCAUUUUCACCAACAUAAAAAGAGACAGUCACCGUAUUUCUCCCCCAAUUGACCCCUUUUGAUUUCCUGCAAAUUCAACCAAUCGAUUGCCCAAAACCAUGGGUUUGGAGAACGUAAGCGGCCUCGCGAUGCAUGUUAUCCUCUCCAAAUCGGGCCCUACCGAAGCCGCCGCCGUCGCCUGCCUCGGCAAGCGCUUUCGCGCCUGGGCCUCCGAUGACCUCUUAUGGGCCCAGUUCUGCUCACACGAGCUCGAUCUCACCUCCCCUCUCGAUCCUGACGACAAUCCCGCCCCUUCAUUCAAGGCAGCUUAUCAAGCAUGGCGGGAGAGUUUUUCGAUGUAUCCAUGGCCACUUGUCUUACGGGUUAGAAGGUGCUGGGGCAGAAUUAAGGCAUGGUUGGCAGUAAACUUUCCGGAGGCUUUGCCAACUCUGCGCAAAGGCGCAUCAGAAGAUGCGAUUGAGGAUUUUGAGAAGGCUUUGAAAGUUAAACUGCCUCUCCCUACUAGGGUGCUCUACCGAUUUUGUGAUGGUCAAGAGCUACCGGAUGAGGGCUCGAGUGGAGGGAUGCCGUCGAGUUUAUUGGGUAUAAUUGGUGGCUACACUCUAUAUGAUCACUUGGUGAAUGUGUUUUUGUUACCCUUGAGCCAAAUCAUACUUGACACGAAGAGUAUUAUGGAUCAAAUCGGGCUGAGCAGUAGAUCCAAGUAUAUUGUAGUGGCAGCUUCUGCUACUUACAGUGAAAAGCUUUUCUUUUUGAACUGUGGCAGUGGCCAGCUUUUCGUUGGCACAAGGAAUCUUGUGACGGAUGGGGAGAUGCUUCCUUGUGUUCCGGAUACAUUGAUCAGUUCUGUGCAUGAUCGAUCAGGAAGCCAGCAGCAGGAUGCCAUGCUUUUGUGGCUUGAAGAACAUGGUCGUCGGUUGGAAGAGGGCAUUAUUAAAGUUCGCCAACAAAGGAAAAUGCGAAGUAUCAAUUUGUUCCCGGAAGAGCCACCCCUCUGUACGUCUGCUAUAACAAAUGGUGUUAAGGUUCGUGCUUCUGCUGCAUUUCUGCCUGAGUUCAGCAACCUCCAAGAUGAAUUAGAGAAGUUUCUGUUUGCAUAUUCAAUUCGCAUGUCUCUUUCACCCGAUGGCUGUGUCAUCAAUGGGUUGACCUUCAGUUCUUGCCAAUUGUAUUGGAGACAGUGGAUUAUACGUGCUAAUGAUACAAUUGUCUCUAAUGUAAAUGGGGAAGCGGUGAUUGGGAAGUUUCCACUACUUCGUCCUGGUGAGGCAGAGUUUGUUUAUGAGAGUUGUACAUCUCUACGUGCAUCCAAAGGAUCAGUCGAAGGCUCUUUUACUUUUGUUCCCGGAAGAUUAGUUGAUCCAGAAGGUGCCCCAUUCCCCGUGGAAGUAGCUCGAUUUCCCCUUCAGCUUCCAGACUACAUAUUCUGAUGAACAUACUUGCGAUGCAACUUUGUUAUGUUAUAUGAUAUGCUCAACAUUCUUUCAUUGUUGAAGCUUGGUGUAUCCUUUUCCUUUUUAUUUGUAAGGAAUGUGUGAUUUUGAUUGUUGGUAGAAUGAUGGUGUAAUUGCUUUUUAGUAUACUUACAUCAUUUGGGGAGUAUAUCUUUUUGGCUAAAAGUCCUCCAUUUGGCCACCUGGUUUA